Molecule: messenger RNA, 1557 nt
Organism: Tremella mesenterica DSM 1558
Lineage: Eukaryota; Fungi; Basidiomycota; Tremellomycetes; Tremellales; Tremellaceae
Exons: 4
Coding region: 1-1557 (518 amino acids)
Biological process (GO): regulation of translational fidelity
Molecular function (GO): nucleotide binding; Ser-tRNA(Ala) deacylase activity
Source: RefSeq, a predicted model, not a curated record
AUGACCUACGAGAUACUACAAGAUCUUCCCAGCACCUCGACUCCAGGAGAUUAUCUCAGGUUACAUUUUGACCCUUCUUCCUUGCCCAAGAAAAGAAUCGUGGGUUUUCUAGCAUGUCAAAGAGAUCCCCUACUUCGUACUCUUCGUACGAAAGUGAUCUCGUCUCAACUUGCCAAAGUCACCGCGGCACCUCCCCAGAAAGGGAGGGGAAAGAAGAAAGGUGGUGCAUCCAUUGAGGAAACACAGGAGAAGACGAUCACUAGUGGCACGUUGUGGGAGGUACAAACUGAAGAUACUGUCAUCUUCCCGGAAGGCGGCGGUCAGCCAUGCGAUUUAGGAACUCUUUACAUCCCCUCAUCUCAACAAACUCUACGAAUAGAAGCUUGUCUCCGUGUCGGCCUCGAUGCGGUCCAUCUCGUUCGUGUUCCACCCGAUGAAAUCCCUCUCGAUAAUCUUGAAGGUUUAGAGGUAGACCUUGAAGUUGAUUGGGUGAGACGUCAAGACCAAAUGGCUAUCCAUACAGCUCAACACCUCCUCUCUGCCGUAUUGGACACUAUGGAGCUACCUACUUUGUCUUGGGGAAUGCCGGCUCAUCCUUCCAUCGAUACGCCGUAUGUGGAGUUACCAAGGGCGUUGACAUGGGCAGAAGUGGCAGAAGUGGAGCAGAAAUGCAAUGCUCUGAUCAGGGAAGAUCGGAAGGUGUGGAUAGAUGUUUAUGCGCAACAUGAAGGAGGAGGACAAGUAGGGAGGGAGUUUAGGGAUAUUCCAAAGGAUUAUCAGGGCGGCGUCAUCCGUCAUUGCAAUAUCGAAGGUACAGAUCGUAACGCUUGUUGUGGUACUCAAUGUCCUUCUCUCAAACACUGCGAAAUGAUUCAUCUCAUCCCACCUUCUACACCAUCCACAUCUUCCAUCCCAGCCCUCACUCCCACUCGACUGUUCUUUACCGCUGGUCCUCGUGCACGACGAUACCUAUCAGACGCCAGUCGUACCCUCUCCCUCGCCAGCCAAGCCAUCAGUGUGAAUCGUACCGACCUUGUCGCGCGGGUGGAGAAGAUUGACGAGCUACGUAGAGAAGGUCAAACUCAACUCACUGCCGUCCGAUCAGAAUUACAAACUCUUGUGGGUGAACAAGCCGCCUCACAGGGUAAGAUCGCAUGGGUCAAAAGAGGACAACAGGCAACACACCAUUUUGAUUUUCUUAGUGGAGUCACCGGGACGUAUCUUGAAAAGGUACCGGAUGGGGUCAUCGUAGCUACUUCAGCUUUGCAGGGGGGUAUGACGGGGUUGGUGGUUGUGCAAUCGAGAGGUGAGUUGGCGAAGGAGGUUUUUGACAAGUUGAAAAAGGCUUUGGAGGGGGAGGAAAAGGGCAGAGUGAAAGGGGGAGGAGCGAAGGGUAGGUUCAUGGCCAAGGUGGAGGGUAAGUGGGGGAAGAAAGGGGAUGAGGUGGUGCAAAGGGUGAUUGAUGAGGUGAGUUCUGACUCGCUUAUCGGCCAUUUGUUACACUAUAUGAUCCCUCGACAACAUGUAAACGCUAGAUACGUAGAAGAUGAGUACUGA